CUCUCUCUCUCUCUCUCUCUCUCUCACACACACACACACACUCAUUUAUACACACACACUCACAAUUCAGCAUCUCCGCUCCCACGACUCGUAAAUCCGCUGGACUGAUGAGCCACAGAGGAAGCUUUCAGUUGGAGGGAGGAUCUCUAACAGCUCCGGUGAGAGUGUUUUAGAGCAUGGCCAGUAGAUGAAGACACUGUGAUCGAGAACCACAGCAGGGAUGAACGGGACCGACAGAACAACAUACCAGGAGGAGGAGCUGGGGAACUCCACCCGGACCUAUUCCUACCAUCACCAGAACUACACCCUCCCCCCACCACUCCUACAGGGCAAGACUAGCACCCCCAAACCUGCAGCAUGUGAGCAGGUCCACAUAGCAGUGGAGGUCUUCCUGAUCCUGGGGAUCAUCUCUUUACUGGAGAACAUCAUGGUCAUCACAGCCAUUAUUAAGAACAAGAACCUUCACUCACCCAUGUACUUCUUUGUCUGCAGUCUGGCAGUCGCAGACAUGCUGGUGAGUGUGUCCAACGCCUGGGAGACCAUCAUCAUUUACCUGCUCAACAACAGGCAGCUGGUGGUGGAAGAGCACUUCAUCAGGCAGAUGGACAACGUCUUCGACUCCAUGAUCUGCAUCUCUGUGGUUGCAUCCAUGUGCAGCCUGCUGGCUAUCGCUGUAGACAGGUACGUCACAAUCUUCUAUGCGCUGCGGUACCACAACAUCAUGACAGUGAGGAGAGCCGGCUGCAUCAUCGGAGGCAUCUGGACCUUCUGCACAGGCUGUGGGAUUGUCUUCAUCAUUUAUUCUGAGACCACCCCUGUCGUCAUCUGCCUGGUAUCUAUGUUCUUCGCCAUGCUGCUCAUCAUGGCCUCCCUCUACAGCCACAUGUUCAUGUUGGCCCGCUCACACGUCAAGCGCAUUGCCGCCCUGCCCGGCUACAACUCCAUCCAUCAGCGCGCCAGCAUGAAGGGAGCCAUCACUCUCACCAUCCUGCUGGGGAUCUUCAUCGUCUGCUGGGCUCCCUUCUUCCUUCACCUCAUUCUCAUGAUCUCCUGCCCCCGUAACCUGUACUGUGUGUGCUUCAUGUCCCACUUCAACAUGUACCUCAUCCUCAUCAUGUGUAACGCAGUGAUCGACCCGCUGAUCUACGCCUUCAGGAGUCAGGAGAUGAGGAAGACUUUCAAGGAGAUCAUCUGUUGUUACAGUCUGAGAAACGCCUGCACCAACAUCUGUGCUCUGACCGGUAAGUACUGAGCAACAGGAAACCAACCACGCUACAGGAAUGAUGGAUGGACUGAAGCCAACCUGAGACUGGAACAAAAAUUAUGUUCAACACUGAAAUCCUGUAUCUGCUGACCGUUUCGCUCCUUGCCAGACUAUUACUGACAACGACCAAUGAAAUGCAUCCUACUGGACUCAGACAUAUCUGCACAAAGAGGAUAAUUGUUGGGCUUCGUUAUCCAAAUAACCAGUUAGCAGCAGACAAUCCUGCACACGAGGCCUGCGCUUCUCGCUGACGCUCUCUCACAUUUCUCCUUUGACUCCUACUUUUUCCUGAUCAGUGAGAUUAUUAUAUUUUCCUGACAGGAUGUGACUGAUGAGGAAUGCGGGUGUUCCUGAUUUUAAUCAUCUUUGCACAUUUAUUCUCCCCUCAGCCUUGCUCUGGAGCACUAAUAAGCACACCCUCAGUAAUUAGGACCCCACACAUGAAUGAGUAUCAGAGGCAGUGAAGUCAGCAACAACUAAAGUUUUGAAAACAAGCCGUCAGAACUUCUCUAUAGUUAUUCUUAUUUAUACACAGUUUCACGCUGCUGCCUCUUGUUUCCUGGAUGUGAACUAUAGCUGAAUAACUUCAUGAAUCAGAAUCAGACCUCGGUUUUUAAAGCAGUUCAGAUGGAAUAACACAUGCUGGGGAUGGACAACAUGCUUUGGUCGCCAUCAUUAGUAUCUGAACUCCAUCCAAGGUCAGUGUGUGAGAUAAACAAAAAUAGAAAGUCUGUCGCUUUGGUUGUUGUGAUGGCGGUUUGCAUAGACCUGGUAACCCACACCUUAAGCUCUUCUUCACUGACAGGAUUAGUAUCUUCCUCAAAAAAUCUGCUGGAUGAAAAACAUGUUUUCGGCUCUCUGGUGGACCAUCGAUGUCAUGCAAUAACCAACGUAAUGCACUUUUAUUUAACGUGCUGCUAUAAAAAUACAUACAAAUAAAUUAUUGGAUUUUAAAAUUUGCAUUAGCCAAAAAAUGUGUAAAAUGUAUUAAACGUGGACUUAUGACAACUGCAGCAGCCCUGACUAACAACGAUCAAAUAUCAGAGACUAAUAAAUCCCCCAAAAUACAAUAAAAGGAACAAAGAAGAAUUUCUGGGUGUCAUCCUUUAAAUCUGCAAGGUCUCCUUUGUAGAAGCAGGACUAAAUCCCAACUCGUUUACUUCUCUGGUUAUUCUUCAGCGUAACUAAAAGUUUACUUCCCCUCAUGAAUCUGUUUCACUGGAGCCUCGAGAAUUAUAUUGUCAGCAGCGAUAGUUAUCCAUGUCACAGGAAAAACUAAAAAGACUUCAGUUUUCUAAUUUGGGCUCAAUUUUCUACAGACUCUUGACUCGACCUCUUUGGCUGCACAGAUUACAAGAUUUCCAUUUAGAUGUGUUUAGUUAUGGAACAGAAACCCAGGUGUGUGUGUGUGUGUGUGUGUGUGUGUGUGUGUGUGUGUGUGUGUGUGUGUGUGUGUGUGUGUGUGUGUGUGUGUGUGUGUGUGUGUACAGAGAUAACAGCGUGAGCCAAGCGGCAUCCUGAUGAGUAGCUGUGUGGUUAAUCAGCAGGUCCGUAUUCAGAUGAUUAACACCAAAACAGUACAUCAGAAUAACGAUGAGGAGGAGGAAAAAGGAUGCACACAGCCUGACGGUCCUCACAUUAAAAUUCUCUUUAAUAAAAACAGGAUUAUCAGCACUCUCAGCCCCAAAAGCACAGGAUUCAUGUGUGUGACGACACAUCCCAACAUCUUUCAGCAUGGUUCUAGAAUAGUCUAAGUCCAGUUUCACUGAUGUGGUUUCUCCUCUUGCUGCAAACAGAAUGAAUCAUUUUAUCCACAUCUGAGGCAGUCUGGAGUCCAGCCUCACGCAUGCUGCACGUUAGCUUGUUAUCUGGAAAUGGAGAAAAGCUGGCUUUGAGCUGAACUGAACUUUUGAACAGCAUCACUUGUAAACAGCCAGUUUCCUCACUUGUAAACAGCCAGUUUCCCUCCCUGUUGUGCCCUGCUCUUAGUGCUGCUCUUAGUGCUACAGUUACCAAGCAGCCCCCUCCAGUCUGCCAGCGCUAUCCCCACAGAUCUGAAUGUGACGCUCCUCUCCUGCCUGAUCUCUUCUCCAUCUCCGCUAAGCUAAGAUGCCAUGAGGUUUCCGCUGAAAUGUAAAACACUGAAUGUAAAAAUAGCAUUGCAGCGCUCAGUGUGAUUGUGUUCUGGUGCCUACCUCCCAACUGACAAGCUUGAUCCAGUGCUGUAACAAAAGGCUUCAGCCAUCUGCUGAAACACAACGGUUUACAUCACUGCUGCGUUAGACACCAGUUUCUGUCAAGAAAACAGCACACCUUCCCCGAGCCCAUCCGAGGCAUUUUUUAUUCAUAACGGUGUCAAAUGAAGAAGUGUAUGUAAAGCUGGAUGUAAACAGUGCUAAGAUGUUGUUUUCCUCCGUUAUGUGCUGUGCUCGUGUUAUCCUUGCAUCCUUUGAAAUGUUUUACAAAUCUUUUACGAACGCAGAUCUAAGAACUGCUUCUGCAGAAACACUGUAGACCUGUUUGUGGUUGAUUUAUCUGAGUUAAAACAGUUUUCUGUACACAUCUGUAUGUUGGAUGUAUGAAUUCAGUAUUGUUUACUGAUCACUCAGAUGAAGCAGCUGAACUGACCGCUGCACCGAGGUUAACCCCGUGUUGUGGUUGCUAAUUGCAAGCUCAAGCUCGUGCGCACAUGCAGCGAGACGAUUACCAGCUGGGGAGGACACAUGACCUGGGGUCUAGUGACAGUGGACAAAUGUGAAUGCAAGAUGAACUGAUUGAUGUCUGUGUUGCUUAUGUGGCUUCAAAUGAAAUCUUCUAUUUAUGUAUUUAUGUAUGAAUAAAAGCAGAAGGUGAAACUAA
Messenger RNA from Nothobranchius furzeri (turquoise killifish), 4123 nucleotides. It is a transcript of the gene mc5ra, whose product is annotated as melanocortin 5a receptor. Gene Ontology annotation, cellular component: cytoplasm; plasma membrane. NCBI's taxonomy places the organism in Eukaryota, Metazoa, Chordata, Actinopteri, Cyprinodontiformes, Nothobranchiidae. The record is from RefSeq and is a predicted model, not a curated record. Gene Ontology annotation, biological process: adenylate cyclase-activating G protein-coupled receptor signaling pathway; regulation of metabolic process. Gene Ontology annotation, molecular function: melanocortin receptor activity.